AUGGAGAACUGCCGAGAGCCCUCACAGAGGCGUCCCCCUACGCUGCCAGCACGCCGGGCACUUCGAAUUUGCGGAGGAAUGCUCGUCCUCGCCGCAUCUUGCAAUGUCAUUCCACAUCUAUCGGCAGCCGAUGAUGCGUGGUGCUCGCUGUCCCCUCUACGCGGGGCCAAGCUCCGGCGUCGGUGCUCCAGCCGCCACGAGGUCCCAGCUCCCAUCUUUCUGCCGCCCCUGACUGCCGAGCCGUCUGCACCGGCCCCACCACAACCAGGCACGCUCCCCUGUUUUCCUCUUCCGCUGCACCGAGCGGCCCUACCGGGCUCGCGCCGGAUGCUGAAUGUUAUGGAGCGGCGCUACACUUCAAUGUACGAAGACCUUCUCACCACCGGCCAACGGCGCUUCGUUGUGCCCCGGCUCUUGCAGACCUCGCAAGGAGCUUGUCUGGCAGAAGCCGCCGUGGUCUUCGUGAUCACGGACCUAUUGGAGGCUCCAAGCAAUUCCCGAUUCCGCUACACCGUGCAGCACGCUGUCCAGAAGCCGGUACGAAUCACAAGGGUGCUCAAUCCCGGAGCCUUCGCAAAGAAAAACACGUAUCUCCGCGUGGAAUACACCAAGAUUCCCGACCACGACGCAGAGACGGACUACUGGCAAGAAGAGCGCGCCCUUUUCCGGGAGUUGCACGAAGUUGCAGCUCUUCGCGAGGCAGGAACAGUAUCUUUCGUGCUUGUCCCUGCCGCGCGUCAACGAGAAAAGGUUAAUCUGGCAAUGGCGAGGGAGCUGUCAAUCCAGCUCCAAUCCAGAAUCCGAGCAUGCGCGCUGUCUGUCAUUGCGAUUAGCUUCGUGACUAUGAUCUUUCUCAUCGUGGUUCUUGGGUUCACAGCCGUGGAGAACCGUCAUGGCUAUUCAGCUUUGCUCGUGAUUCCGUUGGCCUGUAUGCUGAUGGUUGGUGCUAUCUCUCUCCUUUUCGACCGCCCGCAUGCGCAUCCUCCUGCAGACAGAAGAACUGCCACUGUCGAUAAGAAGAGUUGCGAUUGCAUCUGGGCAUCCAAUGUUUUCGAGGACUUGGAGUUCGGGGUUGUGGAUUCGCACAGCCUCAGCUUCCAUUCCUUCCAUGUGGAGACGGGUACAGACGGUGCUGAGUGGCAGCAAACUGGGCCUGCACUGCUCAAGGGCGACGCCUUCAAGUUGCGAUCCUUCCCUGUGGGCACGUUUUCCAUGAGGCAGUUGUGCCUGGGCCGUCAGAAGUAUCUGUUUUGGCUGGGUUCGCUGGUGUGCUCGAGCUACGGGCUUGCACUGUAUUUCGAGCUGUCGCGAGUUGCACAUCCAGACAACGAGCUUUCAGUGGCCAACGCUGGGAUCAAAGCAUAUGGAGCGGUGAUUUCAGAUACUGAAGCCUUCAUAGGUGUUGUCGAGUUUGCACCGCCUUUGUAUUUCUCUUUCCAGCUCCGUGUUUCUUUCUCUCUGGACUCUUACUUCUCGUCGCACACCGACAUGUCAACACCGGUGAGCCCACGAGGAGCUGUGAAGCUGGAGGCCGUUAAGAACGCCCAGCCGAGAGUUCCGGGCUCUGCUUUGAGAGCGAGUACUGCUGGGACAGAGUUGUGCGGAUCUAAGAUCAAUUGUGGUCAUAUUUGUGGUCUGUUCAUCACGGUCAUGGCCCUGACUCCCUGGGAGUACCGCCGCAGGUACUCUGCGCUGUUUAUCAUCCCGCUCGGCUGCACGGUUAUGGUGGGAACGAUUGCUCUGGUCUUUGACCGUCAGCCAGCACAGCAAGUGGAGCCGGCCAGGAUCCGAGAGCGCAAAUGCCUUUGGGCCUCGCAGACCUUCGAGGGAAUCGAUGCUGACCGUCCUGAGCUACACUGCGUUUGCGUGAAGUGCGUGGAGGAUUCUGCGGAAUGGGUGGUGUCCAAGCAGCCCUCCAAAAGCCGAGCAAGCUGCGCCCAUUCUGCGAAGACAUGCAGCUGCUGCCUGGAAGACUUCGUUCCUGACAGCCAUGUGGCCAUUCUGCCAUGUGGACAUGUCUUCCACGAGGAGUGUAUUGCCACCUGGUCCUUGUCUUUGUCGGCCUCGUCCUGCUUGUGUCCGACAUGCCGCACGAGUUAUGGCUGGACUGAAGAAGAAGUCUAG
This is a messenger RNA of Symbiodinium sp. CCMP2456, 2124 nucleotides long. The record is from the annotation of a GenBank genome assembly. Lineage: Eukaryota; Dinophyceae; Suessiales; Symbiodiniaceae.